Penicillium digitatum Pd1 is the source of this 1608-nucleotide messenger RNA. Its product is annotated as phosphatidylinositol N-acetylglucosaminyltransferase. Gene Ontology annotation, cellular component: membrane; endoplasmic reticulum. Gene Ontology annotation, biological process: GPI anchor biosynthetic process. NCBI's taxonomy places the organism in Eukaryota, Fungi, Ascomycota, Eurotiomycetes, Eurotiales, Aspergillaceae. The record is from RefSeq and is a predicted model, not a curated record.
AUGCAUGUCCUCGGCUCGACCAACGCUCGCGAACCUCCGACGUCUUUCAACCCUUCCCACCUAGAUGUGACUACAAUUUCAUCCCCGAAAGCUCCUCUCAUCUUUUGCCCACCAGAGGCAAAUCUGUCUGUGCAGGUUGUCAUGUACCACCGCCCGCACCCAACGCGCAUGGAAUACAUGUCGCUCGAUCCGAUUGCACUGGCCUUGGGUGAUAAAGCGACCAAGACGGAAGUAUGGGGCCCAUCAUCGGAUAAGAUCGAAUCAGAAGAAGGGGUGGACAAAGCUGGGGCUAAGUUAUUGGUUGAGAAGCUCAAGCUUCAUACUGUCGUCAAGCACAUCCCAUCACAGAAGGAGCAAGCCCUCCCGCUCAUUAUCAACCAGGUUAAUUGUGCAUAUGAGAUGGGGCAACUCAUGCACAAGAACAGUCACUUGAUUGGGAUUCGUGCGAAGAGAAGUAUGAGCGUCGGAGAACGUGUCGUGGAAUCAGCGACAACCUUAUGGGGAUUUGUUGUUCUCUGUACUGCUCACGUUUUCUGGCAAUGGCUUUGGCCCGUCGUCACCCGUAUAUUUGUCUUCGGGCUUGUAUGCCACCGGUCUGUUGCGGAAAUUGUCCUGCAGGUUCUCGAGUGGCGUGCUCGGCCUGACGCUGCUGCUAUCAAGGAUAUCUCAGCAACAGCUCAGCAGGUUGAUAUAAGGUUGCAGCAGUUUUGUUAUUGGCCGAUUCAAUAUGUCAAGCUUCGGCAAAGAAAGGAUAACUGGGAAAGUGUCACAACCAGCCAUCCAGACUACAUUCGUUUCUAUAACAGUCUGUGGCUUGUGGCCAAUGAUGUGAUCAUUGGGAUUGCGCUGGGGUCCUACAUUAUUGACAAUGCGAAUUGGGUCGCUUCACAAAUCAACACUGUCUUGACCGGCUGGACAGUGGAGGGGUUACAGCGCACCAUUUCGUGGCUAAUGGAUUGGCCAGCCGGCUUGAAACUUAAUAAUGAGCUUGCGGCGUUCCUCGGUGACUUGUUCCUAUGGGUCAUUGAAAACUGGGCAGCUUGCAUUGCCAAUCUUCAACCUUACCUUCCUGCUGUCAUCUACAUUGUUGGAUGUUCAAGCUUUGCGGGAGCUAGCAUGCCCAUCGCUCUCUUCUCCGAUCUUCUUUCGAUUCUGACUGUCCACAUUUACUCCUUUUACAUUGCCUCCGCUCGUAUCUUUAACUGGCAACUCACCAUUAUCAUUUCCCUAUUCCAUCUUUUCCGUGGAAAGAAACGCAACGUUCUCCGCAAUCGAAUCGAUUCAUGUGACUACGACCUCGACCAACUCCUCCUUGGCACUAUCCUCUUCACAGUCCUAUUUUUCCUACUACCUACAGUUGUGGUGUUCUACCUGACCUUUGCCUCGGCCCGGAUGCUAAUUAUUUCAAUGAAGGCAGCGCUUGACACCUGCCUCGCAUUUUUGAAUCAUUUCCCGCUAUUCGCAUUGAUGCUCCGCGUGAAAGACUCGCGACGGCUACCAGGAGGUAUCCGCUUCAAGCUUCGGAACGAAUCAGACAAGAGCCCAACAGCAACGAACUCGUCUGCGCUGGUUUCUUACAUCCACCUCGAGGUUUGUCUCUGUUUCUGA